AUGGAAAUAGGGCCCAAUUACCACAUUGGACACUUGGUACUGGAUUAUAUGAAGCGGCAUCGACAAAUUGUUGGCCAGAUAGAUGCAGCAACGGGAGAGGAGCAAACUUAUGGUGCAACCUUAUCUAGAUCUAUUGAGUUAGCAAGAUCACUUCGGGAAAUGGGCUUUAAGCCUGGCGACUCCGUAGCUAUUGGCGGUAGAAAUCAUUUAGAUAUCCAUAUACCCUUCUACGCAAGUAUUUUUAAUGGCUUACCAAUAGUUGGGGUUGAUCCAUAUUUUAAAUAUGAUGAAAUUUAUAAGUUAUUCGACUUAUCAAAACCUAAAAUAGCCUUUUGUCAAAAUGAAUACAAAGAAACGUAUGCUAAGGCAGCAUCGGAUCUUGGGCUACAGAUGAAAAUAGUUUCAUUUGAUGGAGACUCUUCGAUAUCAGAUGUCAUUAAAACUUACGAUACGAAGGAACCUGAGCAAGAUUUCAAACCGCAAGAAAUCGAUAUUGAAAAUAUAUGCGCCUUUCUGAUCAGCACGAGUGGCACAAGUGGUAAAGUGAAACUUGCAAUUAUUAAGCAUGAACCAUUUAUGAUAAAGUUGCUGCGAAUGUUUAAACAGAGUGUUGCCAAUAAAAAAACACACAAGAGAACGUUGAAUUUGUCUCCGGUACAAUGGAUAUCGAACUAUUUUAUAUGCAUGUUCGCGCCAGUAAUGGGAGAUACAAAAAUUCAAACAUCGAAACCAGAUGAUCUUGAUCACAUUAUUGAAAUAAUAAAUAAGUAUAGACCUCAAACAUCUCUAAUGAGCCCCAGUUUAAUGUCGAUGUUGCUGAGUCGUAAAGAAGAAGUUGAUCUCACAAGUUUUGAAACCAUAAGUUUAGCAGGAUCGAAGGUCUAUCCCGACAAGUUAGAGCAAUUUAGGAAAUUACUAUCGAAAGACGCGCUUAUAUUGGAUAAUUAUGGCCAGACAGAAAUGUUAGGUCCUAUUUUGAUUGCGAGUCCGUUCAGUCCAGCCGGCAGCUGCGGGAAAUGUUUACCUGGGUAUAGUAUAAAGCUAGUUGAUCCCGAUACUGGUAUAGAAAUUAAGGAACCGAAUGUAACAGGAGAAUUGUGGUCGAAGAGUUUGUUACGAUUUGCGGGAUAUUACAACGAUCCGGAAGAGAAUCGAUUAUCAUUUUCUGAAGAUGGCUACUUCAAAACAGGAGAUCUCUUGUACAGAGAUGAUGAUGACAACUACUAUUUUGUGGACCGCUUAAAAACACUUAUAAAAUACCGGAAUUCGCAUGUGAUAGCAUCAGAAAUAGAAGAAGUAAUAGGAACUCAUCCGUCUGUAAAAGAAGUUAGUGUGAUCGGUAUUAAACACCCGGAGGACGGACAAAGACCGGUCGCAUGUAUAGUUAAAAAGAAAGACAGUCAUGUUACUGCGCAAGAGAUUAAGGAUCUUGUUACGAGUAAAUUAUCGAAAAAUAAAGCCUUACAUGGCGGCGUAGUUUUCCUAGACAGAAUACCUAUGACCUCUACAGGAAAACUGGCGAGAGGGAAACUUCAAGAAAUCGUUUUAAAUUUCACCACAGAA
Molecule: messenger RNA, 1563 nt
Organism: Brenthis ino (lesser marbled fritillary)
Lineage: Eukaryota; Metazoa; Arthropoda; Insecta; Lepidoptera; Nymphalidae
Source: the annotation of a GenBank genome assembly